AUGUCUGACUCUGCGUUCUUCAUCCGCCCCGCUCAGCCAGAGGACGUGGCUGCCAUUCAACAGCUAAUCCUCGGUCUGGCGACGUAUGAGAAGGCUCCAGAGUCUGCAAAAGCCACGCCAGAGCUCCUGCGCAAGAAUUUGUUCGAGACACCGUAUGCAUAUGCUCUCCUGGCCUUCACAGGAUCUCCAUCGGCCCCUGGGAAGCCCAUAGGCAUGGCAAUCUAUUUUUUCAACUUCUCCACAUGGACCGGGAAACCGGGGCUAUACCUGGAAGACCUGUUCGUCGAUGCUGACUACAGAGGGAUGGGCGUUGGGAAGGCAUUUUUCGUCGAAUUGGGCAAAGUAGCCCAGGAAAAAGGUUGCCCCCGGCUGGACUGGUCCGUCUUGAAGUGGAACCAACCUUCCAUCGAGUUUUAUGAGAAGAAACUUGGAGCGGCCGGGAUGCCAGAAUGGAUGGGUAUGAGACUUGAAGAACAGGGCAUAGAGAACUUAAAGAAUCUUGUUGCCAAGUCCAACUAG
Molecule: messenger RNA, 519 nt
Organism: Fibroporia radiculosa
Lineage: Eukaryota; Fungi; Basidiomycota; Agaricomycetes; Polyporales; Fibroporiaceae
Exons: 7
Coding region: 1-519 (172 amino acids)
Biological process (GO): protein acetylation
Molecular function (GO): N-acetyltransferase activity
Source: RefSeq, a predicted model, not a curated record